GGAAUUCACACAACCGAGAACCGAGUGGACUCCAGGACAUUCUCGAUUGUGGUUGGUACUUCGUGUAUAACACAGGAGGAAAUAGGAAAGGAAUUGUCGCUUGUUAGUGAGUGCGACAUUCAAAACAAGGGCACGCCCAAGGGCCGAGUGGAGAGUCCUUCGGUGCUCGAUUGGGAACCACUUCCGGCUGACGAUCGAACGAUGUGAACACCAUCAAAAUGGAUGCGGUGCGGUUUUCUAUCAUUGAGAAUGAAAUGCGCUGGGAAGAUGAGUAUCGGAUGUACUACCAGGAGGCACACGACGGCGGCAGCGAUCUUACCGACAGUGCCGAUCGGCUUCGGCUGAGCAUCUCCAGCGAGAGCGAUGUCGGUGGGGUGGAGAUUUCGUCACCAAACGCACCGCACGAACUCGGUCCGGAUUGUGAUGCGCAUGAGGAAAUCUGGAGCCGGACAGACAUCGAGACCGCCCUACGGGAGCUACCGGAAGGUGAAAGGAUAGCGGAGUUGCUGUGCGGCGCUACCGUCGUGAUGACAGCUGGCGAGCUGCUGGCUGAAUUUGGUGGUGCACAGCUCGCCACACUGCUGCUCCUCGCCGUGUGGUACGGCAAGCAGGACCUGCUGCGGAAGGUGCUCACUCACGAAGACGUCGAGGUUGAUGCGACGGAUGGUGCCGGUCGAUCUGCCCUGCACCUAGCCUGCUACGUCGGCAGCUACACUAUGACCGAGCUGUUGCUGCAACACGACAGCAACCCACAACAGUGGGACCGUGGCCGUGUUGCCACACCGUUGCACUGUGCCGCUAGCUGCGGUAGCCUGGAAUGCGUGACACUGCUGCUGGCCCGAAACGUGGACAUCAAUGCUGGCAUCGAGCAGCACUCGGCACUGCACUACGCGGUGAUGCGCAACAGCAAGCGGUGUGUCGAGUAUCUGCUGCAGCACGGUGCCAACCCGAACACACCGCAGGUGUACACACAGACGCCACUGCACGUGGCCGCCGCCCUCGGGUACGCCGACUGUAUGGCGCUCCUGCUAGCCCACGGGGCCGACGCGCGGUCCCAGUUUGGUCAGAAGAAAAUCACCGCCCUCCACCUGGCGGCCUCGGAGAACUAUCUCGAGUGCGUAAAGCUGCUGGUGACGGCCGGUGCGAACAUUAAUGCUCGCAAUCGGGACCAGCAAACGCCCCUACACCUGGCCUGCCUGUCCCAGUGCCACGAGACGGUUACCUAUCUGAUCGCCCAGCAUGCGGACGUCCACGCGGUGUACCGGGACGGGCGGACGGCCCUGCACGCUUCGAUAGUGAAGGAGUCACGCUUCUGGGACUGCACGCUCAGCCUGCUGAAGGCCAAGGUGGACGUGAACCGGGCGGACAACUUUGGCUACACUCCGCUGCACAUAGCGGCACUGAACGAGUUCAGCACCUGCGUUUACAUGCUGAUCGAGUUCGGGGCGGACAUUACGGCACGCACCAACGGUGGGGUAUCGGCCCUCUCGUUCAUCAUACGCCGGACACCGGAGAUCAUACCGAAGUACAUCGCGAAGCUAGACGCGGCGAUCAGCGUCAACAGUAUCCACGAGAUCGGCGAUGUCGACUGCGAGAUACGGCUCGACUUUCGGCCACUGGUGCCGAACAACGAUCGGGGCGAAACCGAGCUGCUGCUGGCGUUCAUCGAGGUCGGCCAGCGGCGCAUCCUGAAGCACCCGUUGUGUGAAACGUUUCUGCUGCUCAAGUGGCGCCGCAUCCGGAAGUUUUUCAUCUUCAGCCUCUUCUACCACGGCCUGUUUGUGCUGCUGUUCACGGCCUACGUGCUCGGCGUUUACGUGGAGGGCUGCCGAACGAAUGUAUGUCAGGCGCCGUCGUACGUGCCACCAAUCGGUUACGUGAUCAUCCUGUUCAAUCUGGUGCUGCUCACGAAGGAGGUGUUCCAGAUGAUGCAUGGAUUCGUCAGCUACAUACGGUACUGGGAAAACUGGCUGCAGUGGAGCAUCGUCAUCGGGAUCUUCCUGUGCACGCACAACGCGCUCGGUGACAUCAACUCCGUCGUGGUGUGGCAGCACCACGUGGCGGCGGUCGUGAUUUUCCUUGCCUGGCUCGAGCUCAUGAUGCUCGUCGGCCGAUUUCCCAUUUUCGGGCUCUACGUCCAAAUGUUCACGACAGUCGCGGUCAACUUCUCCAAGUUCCUGAUGGCCUACUGCUGCCUGCUGGUAGCGUUCGGUUUGAGCUUUUGCGUCCUGUUUCCAAACCACAUCGCCUUCAAGGGGAUUCCCCGCUCGCUGCUGAAAACCAUCGUCAUGAUGGCCGGCGAGCUGGAGUUCGAGGACAUUUUCUAUGGAGAAAAUCUCAAAAUCGAGUACCCCGCGACGGCACACGGCAUGUUUCUCGCAUUCGUGCUGCUGGUCACAGUGAUUCUGACCAACCUGCUGGUCGGUCUGGCGGUCAGCGACAUUCAGGGGCUGCAGCAAUCGGCUGGACUCGACCGUUUGUCCCGGCAGGCGGAGCUGAUAUCGCGGCUGGAGAGCCUCAUGUUCUCGAAGCUGCUGCGCAAAGCUCCAAUCCGGAUAUGGGCCAUCUUUCAAAAGAUCGCGCUCCUGAAAACAUCACGCUGCCGGCUGCACUUCCGCGUCAAACCGAACGAUCCGCGGGAAAAGAGGAUUCCGAGGGAGCUGAUCACCUCGAUCUACCAGCUGGUGGCCGAGCGGCGCGAACGGAAUCAGUCCAUGCGAAGAAAUCGAACCUACCGCAACAUGGAGACGUUCAACAAUUUGCUGAGCGACGAUGGUCUCGCAACCAUUACGGUGGGGGCAUGCGUCCGGACACGAUGCCUGCCACCUCCCUGA
Anopheles darlingi is the source of this 2834-nucleotide messenger RNA. RefSeq names its product transient receptor potential channel pyrexia (gene pyx). Gene Ontology annotation, cellular component: membrane. Gene Ontology annotation, biological process: transmembrane transport; monoatomic ion transport. The coding region runs from base 219 to 2834 and encodes 871 amino acids. The record is from RefSeq and is a predicted model, not a curated record. Lineage: Eukaryota; Metazoa; Arthropoda; Insecta; Diptera; Culicidae. Gene Ontology annotation, molecular function: protein binding; monoatomic ion channel activity. The transcript is spliced from 8 exons.